Molecule: messenger RNA, 2802 nt
Organism: Lingula anatina
Lineage: Eukaryota; Metazoa; Brachiopoda; Lingulata; Lingulida; Lingulidae
Product: E3 ubiquitin-protein ligase TRIM23
Molecular function (GO): zinc ion binding; GTP binding; GTPase activity
Source: RefSeq, a predicted model, not a curated record
UCAAAAUGGCGACAGGAGGAGCAAAUUACGCCAGCAUCCAAGAAAGAUCUCCCAAAUCUGGAGUGGACAAUGUGUUGGAAUGCAGAGUAUGCAAUGACAUAUUUGCACUUCAAGGAGACAAAGUCCCCAGACUGUUAUUCUGUGGCCAUACUGUGUGUCAUCAGUGCCUCACCAGACUGACACCUCAUGGCACAGCUGUAUUGUGUCCAUUUGACAGGCAGCCCACUGAUAUGGGAGACUCUGGGGUAUGGGGGCUCAAGAAGAACUUUGCCUUAUUAGAGUUGCUGGAGAAAUUGCAGUACCUACACAGAGGGAUAACUAGAGUUUGGAGUGAAGAUGUGCUGGAGAGAGAAAAACAGUUGGCAGUACCAUGUGAUGAGAAUGAGAGUCACAUGGCAGUAUUAUUCUGUACAGUAUGCAGCACAAACCUGUGUUUGGAAUGUUCAGAACUCACUCACUCCACAAGAACAUUGGCAAGGCACAAGAGAGUGCCACUAUCGGAGAAACCAAGAGAAAAUCCUAAAUGUCUCUACCAUCCUAUACAUUUAGUAGAGUUUGUGUGCUUGGAAGAUUCUUGCCAGAAUGCGCCAUUAAUGUGUUACAUUUGUAAAGAUUAUGGAAGGCAUGUCAAACAUAAGCAUACGUUGUUGGACACAGAAGCAGAGAAUGUGCGUAGUACCCUAAACAAUGCUAGACAGCAUAUCCAUUGUUUUAUAGAAGAGAUCAUGGACACAGCCCGCAGACUAGGCACAGUGAUACAGCAGAUAGAGGGAGGAACACACAUGACAGAAAAUUCAGAUGGGUCCACAGGUUUGCAACAAACCAUUGGCACAGCAGAGCAGGCCCGCGGACGAGUACGGCAAUAUUUCCACGACCUCCAUGAGACUCUUGCCAGGCAGGAGAUUGCUGCUCUUACCAUUGUAGAUACCCACAUCCGAGAGAGGCUGUGUAUGCUGAAACAGCAGCAGGAAGAUAUGGGCAUUCUGCUAUCACAGAUAUCAGCUGUAUACCAACAGUGUGACAGGACUCUACAGGAGGAUGAUACAAAAGUAAUUGUAGCAAAGCAUGAAAUUGGCUCCUUGGUAGAGACUGUGAAAACUCAACAACAGCAUUUCUCAGAGCUUCCAGAACAGCUGCAGUUGGACCCUGCAAUCCCCAUCACAUUCACCAAGGACAAUCGUGUUCACAUCGGUCCUAAGAUGGAGAUGAGGGUGGUCACUCUGGGACUGGAUGACUCCGGCAAAACCAGCAUUCUCUUCAAACUGAAACAAAAUGAGUUCAUACCAACAAUACCUACCAUAGGUUUUAAUGUGGAGACAGUUGAGUACAAAAACUUAAAGUUUACUAUUUGGGAUGUGGGAGGGCAGCAUAAGCUGAGACCUCUCUGGAAACACUACUACUUCAAUACUCAAGCUCUGAUAUAUGUGAUAGACAGCAGUAAGAGAGACAGACUGGAUGAGGCUUACAAUGAACUGGUCAAACUUGUACAGGAGAAGGAACUGAAAGAGGCUUCUCUGCUAGUCUUUGCCAACAAACAGGACAUUGACCCCUGUGUGACCAUAGAAGAAAUCACAGAGAAGUUCAACCUGUUCAAAUUGUGUUGUGGGCGCAGCUGGCACAUUCAGGCCUGCGAUGCCAAGACUGGGACAGGGUUGCAUGAUGGGAUAGAAUGGCUGUCCAGGCAACUCAUUGCUGCUGGAGUCAAUGACCACUUAUUGAUUUGAACUUUUUCAGUGAACUCUAAAUACAUUUCCAACAAAAAAGGGUUAAUAAGAAUUAUUUGGGAUUCAUGUUAAGAAUUAAUGUGUUGGGCUUGUCAAAGAACUACUGAUGCAUAAUAGUUUAAACUUAACAAUUUCAAGAAUACUCGUGUGGUAAGGUAGCCUGAGAAUUUUGACAGCUGAGUAUUAACACGUAAACCUCAAAUUACUCAUUGUCAGUAUGUUAAUAUCUGUUUACAUGCAUUAAUGACAACAGCAUUGAUGUUACUUUUAUCACAUGAUGAUAAGAAAAUUUGUCGCAUGCAAAUUGAGAUCAAAUUUUAUUGCGUCUGCGAAUAUUGAUAUUAGACUAAUCAAAAAUAAAUUAUAACUCUGAUAUAGUUGUAACAACACUCAGUUUAUCAAAUUUUGUAUCUAAAUUUAAGCUUUACGUUAAGAAAAAUUUUACUGGAUAUCUCUUUAGGUUAUGGUAUUUGAAUGUCAACAAAUAGGUACAUAUUUGAAGUAUUGGCAUCCUGUUAACAAAAUGCCAGCAAUUUAAACUAAUUCAAGCAAAUAUCUGUGACAAUUGUAUGCCAUUCUGAGAAUUUAUUCUUGAGAAUUUAAGAAUUUAAUGUUCUUAUUGGAUAAACCCUUUAGCAGUGGGGAUAUUCAGAUGAUGAUAGCAUAGGGACAGAGAUGAGUUUGGUGUCAUAUGCUGCACAGAUCUGGAAGUUUCCUUGAAAGGCACAUCCCAUGGAUUGCAUGUGUACCAAGAUAUACCUUUGUUUGUAAAGAAGGGUCUUUUUUGUCUGCCCAAGCUUCUUGUAUAAGAAGACGGGUCAGAUAAGCUCUGCUUUCAGACUGCUUAACUAUUACACUUUACCUUAUUGGUAUUUUAUGGAAUUUUAAUUUGCAAUAAGUUGGUCACCCUUUUGAAUAGACGGUGUUUGUGAAUAUGUUAUAUACAGGCCAUUGUGAAAUUGGUGCUUUUGUUAUGGUUGGGUACAACCAUGUCAUGGUUAUGGUCUUUCUGGCCAGGUUGAUUUGACUUCGGUGAAGUCGGGAUUUUUUUAACGAUCUAUGUACUGAUACAAUAAAA